Messenger RNA from Scomber japonicus (chub mackerel), 987 nucleotides. Its product is annotated as C-type lectin domain family 4 member G-like. The coding region runs from base 1 to 987 and encodes 328 amino acids. Lineage: Eukaryota; Metazoa; Chordata; Actinopteri; Scombriformes; Scombridae. The transcript has 6 exons. The record is from RefSeq and is a predicted model, not a curated record.
AUGACGAGAGAAACACAGGAGACGACAUUCACUGAUAAUGUUUAUGAGUUUGGAGACUAUAACACUGGGGAUAAAACACCUGCCACUCCCCUGCCUUCAGUUACCUCUGUCAUCUCCACCAAGCUGAGCAACGAGAUUAAAAGUUCAGACCAAGCCAAUCAGUACCUUUCUGUUGCCAUGAAAGCCUAUGAACACUUCAAUAGCGUGACAGAUCAGCUGAAGGCAGAAAACCAGCAGGUGAAGGCAGAAAACCAGCAGGUGAAGGCAGAAAACCAGCAACUGAAGGCAGAAAACCAGCAACUGAAGGCAGAAAACCAACAGGUGAAGGCAGAAAACCAGCAGGUGAAGGAAGAAAACCAGAAGGUGAAGGAAGAAAAUCAGCAGGUGAAGGCAGAAAACCGGAAGGUGAAGGCAGAAAACCAGCAGGUGAAGGCAGAAAACCAGAAGGUGAAGGCAGAAAACCAGCAGGUGAAGGCAGAAAACCAGCAGCUCAGGGCAGGACAUGAAACUACUCCAACACCAACCUGGAUGGCAUUACCAGAAACAACCUCACCUGGGUGGAAUCAGAGGAGUUCAUAUUUUUACAAGAGAAAAAAGAGACAGACUGAACCUUGUCAGUCAGGUUGGUUUCACUUCCAGGACAGCUGCUAUGUGAUCUGGAGCAACACCGGCAGCAGCUGGGAAGAAGCUCGAGACGAUUGCAGAGGCAAGACGGCAGAUUUGGUUGUUAUAGAAAGUCCAGAGGAGCAGGAGUUCAUCAGUAACAUCACUCGGACCAGUUUGGGGAUCAGCAGCUACUGGAUCGGCCUCAGAGCCGAAGCUGGCGGCUGGCAGUUUGUUAAUGGAAGUGAUCUGACGAAAGACGUCUGGAUGAAACAACCUGCUGACGGCCAUCGUUGUGCGAUUUUUACCCAAGAGAGCGAUGGAUGGAAAGCUGUGAGCUGCGAUGUCAAAAAUGGAUGGAUCUGUGAGAAGAAAGCUGAUUAA